AUGGUGUUAGUAGGUUACUCUGAUUCUGAAGGCUCAGAUGCCGAGCCAGAUACUACACCUGCACCCAAGAUCACCAAGCCAAAGAAGUUCGAGUCCAAAAUGGGCUUUCAGAUCGAUCCCAGAAACCCACGCAAGAUCCGCAUGGCGCUUCCAGAAAUCAAACCAGAACACCCAUCCAGCGAAGAUUCCGAAGAUGGUCCGCGCAAAAAGGCUCGGUUAGGCGGAGGAGGUCUUGCAGGAUUCAACUCUUUCCUUCCAGCGCCGAAACGAACAGCCGAAAAGAAAGCACCAGUGGCGACAGCACGAAAAGUAUUCAGUCUCAAGACAGGAGCAGGCCCUGGAUUCGAUCGCUCAGCUGAUGCGGAGAUGAGAAAUGAUUACGCAGUUGAAAAUCUAGAGGGAGAUGCCGAGACAGCUGCACCUGGCAGCUCAAAAACCGACACUGCAUCAGAUGCACCAGGGGAGACAAUAAAAAAUUCAGUGGAGGUUAAGUUGCAAGGAAACCCGAUGAUGUUUAGACCGUUAUCUGUCGGACGACCCCAGAAGAAGAAAAAGACCACCAAGAUUGCUGAGCAACCAACGCCUUCCCCCUCAGCCGCGCCGAAGCUUGCUCAACCUGCACAGCAAGCCCCUGCGCCUGUACCUGCGCCUGCGCCCGCACCACCCAAACCCAAAGUCAGCCUCUUCUCUUUAUCAUCAGAAACUACUUCUCAGCCAGACCCAGCACCUGGACCAUCAGCAACCUACCAGCCGCUGGUGUACAACGCCGAAGGCGAAGAAGAACCAGCAGCUGGUCCAGUACUAGCCGAGCCUACACAGAUUGCCAGCGAAUACCCAGCAGCAGUAUCAACCAAUCCUACAUCAUCCCUGGACAGCAUUGCCAACGAUCUGAAUUUAUCCAAAUCCGAAAGACGCCAACUCUUCGGUCGGAAUGCCAAUAUUACCUCGUCGCAGUCACAAGUGCGUACCUUCAACACAGACGAGGAAUACGCGUCGAACAAGGUCAUGGCGGAAGGCGAGCUGGCCGGAGCACAGCACAAUCCUGUGCGCUCCAUUGCGCCGGGCAAGCAUACCCUCCAGCAAUUGCUCAAUGUUGCAAGUUCGCAGAAGGAGGCCUUGGAGGAAAGCUUUGCAACGGGUCGGAGAAACAAGAAGGAAGCUGGAUCCAAGUACGGGUGGUAG
Molecule: messenger RNA, 1182 nt
Organism: Penicillium coprophilum
Lineage: Eukaryota; Fungi; Ascomycota; Eurotiomycetes; Eurotiales; Aspergillaceae
Product: PRCC domain-containing protein
Exons: 1
Coding region: 1-1182 (393 amino acids)
Cellular component (GO): nucleus
Source: RefSeq, a predicted model, not a curated record